GGAUCGAACCUCCACCCAGACCCCCUACCCCUCCCCAGUCUAAGAGAGUGUUCUUAGGCAGAGAGAGAGCUAGCGUCCGCGCGGCUAACACCCAAACCGGUCCGAGCUCCGAAAAGAAACGGAACCGGGUUCUUUCCGAGACGCCGAACAGAAACGGAACCGGGUUCUUUCCGAGACGCCGAACAGAAACGGAACCGGGUUCUUUCCGAGACGCCGAACCACAGGAACGUGGGCUCGAUUCCACAGCUGAGCGUUUAAAUGUCCCGACGGUUGUUUAUACACAAACGUGACGUCAGCGUUGAUUUAAAUCUCGCGCAUGCGUAGAAAACACUGGCUGUCAAACGCCGAAAACAACAAACUCCAAAUGUUUUCAAAUGUAACAAUUUAAAAUCUCCUUUAGAGAAUAUAUUUGUACUUAAGGUCCAAACUUUUUAACUUAAAACUCUUUAUUUCUGCGUAAUUCUGCUAAACUUCGUUAGUUUGAGAAUCAAAUGUUUAUUUCCGGCCGAAAUGGAAAUUUUACCGUCGUGUUUAUUUUAUUUUAACUAAGUACUUAUAGUGGAUAUUUUAUUAAAGUAAAAGCACAUUUUAACUUUUCUGACACUGUGGGGACACAACUGCGCAUGCUCCUCUGGAAACCGGAAGUUUGUAUUCAGAAGCAGCGGAAGUUGUUCCUGAAUUCACCUGCGGAUCCAUCAGGACCCGAACCUUGGAGUCCCGAUUGACCGCAGAGGUCCGAGAGUGGACCCACGUUUCUACCCGAACCUAUUUCCGAACUGUAUGUGUCGACAAACUCUGUCAAAAACGGCUCGGUGCGUUUCCCGCCGCUGGAGCUCAUGUCCGGCUUCCUCCUGGUACCGCUGGACGGCGGGGAUCCGGUCCCCGUUCCGCCUGGGGAGACGCAGCUGGGCCGGGGUCCCCUGCUCAGAAUCAGCGAUAAGAGGGUGUCGAGACACCACGGCCUGCUGCAGAACCUGAACGGAGAGCUGCGCCUCAAACCGACCCACGUCAACCCCUGCUUCGUCCAGGCCUCUGCGUCCUCUGAGCCCCGCCCCCUGCCCAAAGGAUGCUGGUACAUGCUGCGCGACGGCGAGCUGUUCUCGCUGCUGCCGGAGCGACUGGUCUUCAGGGUGGAGGCCGUGGGCGGACAGGAGAGCACUCACAGGAGCAGCCGGAGCUCUGAAGACGAGCAGCUUCCCGCCUCCUCUGAGCAGCACGGCGACAUUUCUGCAAGUGACAGUCAGGAGAGGGAGGAGCCAGACGGGGGAAGCAGGCAGACCAGCAUUGAGCCUCACAGAGACGCCGCUCCGUCUGAGGUCAGGGUUCGAAUCCUUCCUGCCUGGAUGAUGGCGGUCGCAGCGCAGAGUCCCGCCCUCACGCUCAAAGUUCAGUCAGCUGUUCAUAGGAGAAAACGACCUGCUGGUGGUGUUCAGGCCACGCCCACCUCUGCAUCUUUACCUGAAGAGGCGGGGCCUAAGGAGGGAGAGGCGCAGAGGAAGAUGGAUGCUGAGGAGGCGCAGAGGAAGAAGAGGAAGAGGGAGGAAGAGGAGGAGGAGAGGAAGAAGAGGAAGAGGGAGGAAGAGGAGGAGCGGGCACCUAAAAGAGUCGUUCCUGCGGGAGCGUCCUCGCUCUCGCCCUGGAGUGACCCCACCAGACCGCAGGUGAAGAACGCGCCUCGCCGCCUCGCUGUGAGCGCAGACGACUUGGGAUGUUCCUCCACCGAGGCGCUGGAAGUCAACCAGCCUCAGGACAUGAACACACCUGCCUUGGCUCCGCCCACAACCCAGCGCCGAAAGCCCUGUCCUUAUGGAAAGGACUGCUACAGGAAGAAUCCGCUUCACUUUCAGGAGAGUAGUCAUCCUGGAGACUCCGACUACGAGGAGGAGGAGGAGGAGGAGGAGGAGGAGGAGGAUCGACCCGAGUGUCCGUACGGAACCGACUGCUACAGGAAGAACCCUCUUCACCGGAGAGAGUACAAACACACCAAGAAACCAGCCCGCUCCACCCGAGCCGUCCCCAGAAACGCCCCCGAUGAAGAGGAGGAUGAAGAUAGCUUUAUUGAUGACGACAGCGAAGAUCCUGACAAUGACUCUGACUAUAACCCCGCCCCCUCUGACGACAGCGAUGGCGAGGACAUCAAGAGGCAGCAGAGAGAAGCCACGGCCUUCCUGAAGAAGAGGAAGUGAGGAAGGACAUCUGAGUGGUCAGCCGUUUCCACGGUAACCAUUCACCCGGAUGAAACGGGUCAAGGGGCUUCUACUUCCUGUUUCAACAAAGGAGUUGAUCAACAGACUUUUAAUAGGAAAAACAGCAGGAAGUCCUGUGACAUCACAAAGUCACAACAGACUUUUAGAUUAAUUCACUUUUAUUCCAGCAGCCUGAUUAUUUUUACCAUUUAAAGCAGUCUUUGCUUUGAAAACAUUUAUUUUGAAAAAAAAUCCUUCAAUGUGCUGGGAUUUUUUUUUACUGAUUUGAAAAGAAUCAAAGAAACACUUUUGUUCCAUGCAUAGCAUGGUCAUCCUGUUCUUUCACAAUAAAAGCUUCUGAAGGAAA
This is a messenger RNA of Oryzias melastigma (Indian medaka), 2553 nucleotides long. RefSeq names its product aprataxin and PNKP like factor (gene aplf). Gene Ontology annotation, biological process: double-strand break repair. The transcript has 11 exons. Gene Ontology annotation, cellular component: site of double-strand break; nucleus. Bases 837 to 2186 code for a protein of 449 amino acids. Gene Ontology annotation, molecular function: 3'-5' exonuclease activity; protein binding; DNA-(apurinic or apyrimidinic site) endonuclease activity. Lineage: Eukaryota; Metazoa; Chordata; Actinopteri; Beloniformes; Adrianichthyidae. The record is from RefSeq and is a predicted model, not a curated record.